Eufriesea mexicana is the source of this 2032-nucleotide messenger RNA. RefSeq names its product sirtuin 6 (gene Sirt6). Gene Ontology annotation, cellular component: nucleus. Gene Ontology annotation, molecular function: transcription corepressor activity; NAD+ binding; histone H3K9 deacetylase activity, NAD-dependent. The transcript has 7 exons. Gene Ontology annotation, biological process: negative regulation of transcription by RNA polymerase II. The record is from RefSeq and is a predicted model, not a curated record. The coding region runs from base 267 to 1490 and encodes 407 amino acids. NCBI's taxonomy places the organism in Eukaryota, Metazoa, Arthropoda, Insecta, Hymenoptera, Apidae.
UUUCAUUGCAUGCAGUGCAGUCUAUAAAACAGAAUGCGUUCUCGGUGGAUCUCGAGUUUCCUAUCACUUAUCGUCAUUCGUAGCGUAUAAACAUAACAGCACGCGGUCAUUAACUUACAAAUUGUUUACGUGUCGUCCGACACAUGGGAACUCAGUAAUAUAGUGCACGAAAUGCCAAUUUCUGUGUUAUAAAAAACACGAUCGGGCCAUUGUUAGCGUCGUAGACGGGUUUCGGAUCGAAAUUUUCGAACGAUCGCGCGAGCAAAAUGUCAUGCAGCUACGCGGACGGGCUCUCACAGUACGAAAACAAAGGAGUGCUUGGGUUGGAAGAGAGAUACGACAGCAUCGAGGCGUUGCGACUGAAAUGUGGCCUUCUAGCCGAUUGGAUACAGGCGGCACGACACGUCGUCGUUCACACCGGUGCCGGCAUCAGCACUGCUGCGGGCAUUCCGGAUUUUCGAGGUACAAAUGGAGUAUGGACAUUAGAACAGAAAGGUUUAAAACCCACAAUGAACAUUUCCUUUGACGAAGCAAUUCCUACAAAGACACAUAUGGCGUUGAAAAAGCUAGUAGAUGCUAAAAAAGUUAAGUUUAUUAUAAGUCAGAACAUUGAUGGCUUGCAUCUACGUUCUGGAGUACAGAGACAGUAUCUUGCAGAAUUACAUGGCAAUAUGUUUACUGAACAGUGUGAUAAAUGUGGAAGGCAAUUUAUUCGGAAUUUUGCGACUAAAAGCGUAGGAAAAAAGUCUCUCGACACCGUGUGUAGAUCUGAACAGAUUGGUGGUCGUCCGUGUCGUGGACGUAUGCAUGACACCAUCCUCGAUUGGGAACACAACUUACCAGACAGUGAUCUAACAUUAUCUGACUUGCAUUCUAGUGUCGCGGAUUUAAGUAUAUGUCUUGGGACGACACUACAAAUUAUCCCGAGUGGUAAUUUACCUCUAUAUACCAAAAAAUACGGAGGUCGUCUUGUUAUAUGUAAUCUACAACCUACAAAACAUGACAAAAAAGCAGAUUUAAUAAUCAAUGGCAACGUCGAUGAAAUAAUGAUCAGCGUCAUGAAAAAAUUGGGACUGGAAAUCCCCGAGUACGAAAGUACAAUGGAUCCUACACGCAAUUCUGAUACAACAUCCAAGGAAAUGGAUUGGACGAUACCAACAAGCAGAAUAAAAGAAAUGAAUGUGUUGUACAAGAAAGUGUGCAAACCGAUGAGAAGGAAACGGAAGACGUUCAUGUACGAGAGGGAGAGAACUGACACAAAACGUGAGACGAAGACAAAGAAGCAAGCGUUCAUGAUGAAGCAGGAUAUAAAAACAGAGGAUGCGAUGAACACAGCGAACCAAGUUUGCAACAACGCGGUGGUUCCAGAGGAUAUAAGCAGUAACGCGGUGAAAAUUGAGGACGAGAUGAAGGAUGUGGAACCAUUCGAGUUCACGACGAACAACAUGACUCAGCCAGAUCUCGGUUUAGAAGUGAACGACAUACUGUAGCAUGAUUUCAGCGGGUGGUGAUUGAGCGACCUAAUACUCCUAUUAAUAUUCAGUCUCUGUUAAAUUUAUUUACGAGUGCAUAUAGAAUGGAUGUUAUCUGUAUGUGAAGAAUGCCUAAAAAAGUGCUAUUGAUUUGUUUAUACAAAAAUAACAAAAGAAAAAAAAAAAUACAAAGUAAGUCUAUAAGUUUAUCAACCGGUAAAUCGCUUUUAUCGUCAAGGCAGAAAGCGCUGCAAUACGUGUACAUAUAUGUAGUAGUACUUUCGUAAUCGCUUCCAUGUUCUGUCCGCUUUUUCAUUAUUAGUAGUUCUUCUUAAUCAGAAAAGGUCAGAGUUUCCAAUGAUCUAAUGUGUAUCAUGUUCUACUGAUAUACACGUAUAUGCAUGCACAACAUGUUUUUCUCCAUUACAAUACAUUAAAUGUUAAGUACUUAAUAUGGUUUAUUUAGGAUCGUUUGUAAGGUGUUGAACACAGAUUUUGUAGUACAGCGUCGAUCAUGAAAUGAUCUUUCUUCAUAUCGAUCUCCUAAAUGAUUAUGAAGA